Ostreobium quekettii is the source of this 225-nucleotide messenger RNA. NCBI's taxonomy places the organism in Eukaryota, Viridiplantae, Chlorophyta, Ulvophyceae, Bryopsidales, Ostreobiaceae. The record is from the annotation of a GenBank genome assembly.
AGGCUGUGGUACUCAGCGCAGCAGGGCGACCUCCGGGGGCUGCAGGCGGCCCUAGAAGACGGCGCCGACGUCAACGUCCGUAUGUCGAAGUACCGCGACACGCCCCUGCUCAUCGCCUCUUACCACGGCAACGUCGACUGCGUAGCAGCCCUUGUGGCGGCUGGAGCCAGGCUGAACGUGGUGGAUAAGAUCCACGGGGGCACGGCGCUGUUCUGGGCGUCGCAG